Messenger RNA from Rhododendron vialii, 1485 nucleotides. RefSeq names its product LOB domain-containing protein 39-like. Gene Ontology annotation, biological process: regulation of gene expression. The record is from RefSeq and is a predicted model, not a curated record. NCBI's taxonomy places the organism in Eukaryota, Viridiplantae, Streptophyta, Magnoliopsida, Ericales, Ericaceae. The transcript has 2 exons. Bases 203 to 1084 code for a protein of 293 amino acids.
AUACACACCUUGACCACAACUCCAUCGAUCCCUCCACCAAUAAUUCCCAACGUCCCCCCCUCCCUUCAUAAAUAUAUCCCUCCUCAGUCCCAGUGAUCGGAACUCCUCUCUCUCUCUCUCUCCCACACACACACUUGGGGCCAAAAGCGGACGUUUCAUGCGCUGAAGAAGUUUGAUUGGGAGGAAUUAAAAUUGUGGGAGGAUGAGUUGCAACGGAUGUCGAGUUCUUCGAGAGGGAUGCACUGAGAAUUGCAUAUUGAGACAAUCGCUUCAUGGUAUCGAGAGCCACCAAGCUCAGGCCAACGCCACCAUUUUUGUCGCCAAGUUUUUCGGCCUUGCCGGCCUCAUGUCCUUGCUCUCCUCCGUCCCCGAGUCUCAACGUCCUGCUUUGUUUCAGUCUCUGUUGUUUGAAGCGUGCGGACGAACUGUGAAUCCGGUGAACGGAGCCGUGGGACUGUUAUGGACGGGGAACUGGCAUGUGUGCCAGUCGGCCGCGGAGACAGUGCUCGGAGGCAGAGCCUUAUUGCCGAUCAGCAAAUCUCCUGCCGAGGAAUCCGACGGUGCCUCCGGAGGCGGAGCCUUACUGCCGAUCAGCAAAUCUCCUGCCGAGGAAUCCGACCAUGCCUCCGGAGGCGGAGCCUUGCUGCCGAUCAGCAAAUCUCCUGCCAAGGAAUCCGACGGUGCCUCCAGUACGAAUAAUAUCGACCUCUUCGGAUACCAAGAUCAUCUCGAUUUCUCCCAUAGGCAGAACAACAGACAGGAGUUAGCAGCGGCGAGACAAGAUCCAGCCGCCGAUCCCCAUCAAAGCAAGAAGCAAGAUUUCUCGGCCAUGAAUAUGAAGUUGGCCGGUGGGACAGCGACUCAACCAGUGGAGGUGGAGGUGGAGGUGCCGGCGCUUAUCUCGGAGUUAUUACCGAGGAUGACGUUGGGGAGUGGAUCAGCACAAAAUCUGAGAGCUUUUGAAAGCGAGGUGCCGUGUAGGAGAACCUCCUGGGAAGAACGUUAUUUUUGUGGUAUUAGAUUUACCAGCCGCAAGAAAACUUAUCCUUCUACGACCAAAAUGACAAGUUACCGUUACGUUUAGGCAAUUCCUGGCAGCAGAAACGGCAGGGAUUUGUUGCAGGUUACGUUUAGGCAAUUCCUGGCAGCAGAAACGGCAGGGAUUUGUUGCAGGUGGGGGUUCUGGGGUAACUUCUACAACCAAAAUGACAAGUUACCGUUAAGUUUAGGCAAUUCCCAGAGGCAGAAACGGCGGGGUUUUGUGGCGGGUGGGGGUACUAGGGUAACUUUUUGAGUUCUCACUCUUCUACUAAUAAUGUGUGCUCCUGGUCGAUGUAUCUUUUCUUUUGUGCUGAAGUCCGCUAGGCUUGUGGUUUGGUCUAAGUUCUGGGGAAUCAUCUGUGUAAAGUCCUCCUCCAUUGCUUUGUUUGGAUAGCCUGUUUGUUACAGUGUCCUCGUAUUGUUAAGUUAUUAUUGGAGUCCAAA